This is a messenger RNA of Lachancea mirantina, 447 nucleotides long. NCBI's taxonomy places the organism in Eukaryota, Fungi, Ascomycota, Saccharomycetes, Saccharomycetales, Saccharomycetaceae. The record is from the annotation of a GenBank genome assembly.
AUGAGUUCCCUGUACCAUAUAAACGAUGAAACAAAGAAGAGAAUCAACAAGUUCAGAACUGCAACAGCACGUUCAGAUGAGUUGCAAGUGCUUGUUAUCAAAAUUCAACCGAAACCGUCCUAUGAGAUCGUUAUAGACGACGAUGACGAAGAUCAGUCCGAUGUCUCUAGCCUCGAGGAUCUCGGUUCCACACUCCCCGAUAGCACUCCACGGUACGUUCUGAUGUCAUAUCCAAUGGUCACAAGCGAUGGCAGAAAACAGACACCAUUGGUUUUGCUUUACUGGAAACCUACCACAGUAGUCUCGCAGGAAUGGAAAAUGCUUUAUGCCGGGGCAUUCGAAAUGGUGCGGACCCAGUGCGGCGUAAGUAAAGUCAUUGAGGUCUCCUCGGGGCUCGAGGAUGACGACGAUGUUGACGAUCUAAAGGCUGAAAUUGAGAGCAAAUAA